Messenger RNA from Phyllostomus discolor (pale spear-nosed bat), 1489 nucleotides. It is a transcript of the gene TMEM70, whose product is annotated as transmembrane protein 70. The record is from RefSeq and is a predicted model, not a curated record. Gene Ontology annotation, cellular component: mitochondrial membrane. Lineage: Eukaryota; Metazoa; Chordata; Mammalia; Chiroptera; Phyllostomidae. Gene Ontology annotation, biological process: mitochondrial proton-transporting ATP synthase complex assembly.
GCACUGUAGAUUGCCGAUUAUAUCCAGUAUCUUUAUAUGUUCUGCUUCUAUCUUAAUCUUGACGAUAGAUGCUUAAUCCCAUUUUAACAAGAGGUGAACAAGUGUAUAUGAAUGUGAGUGAUUCCCCGAGACAAAUUUAACAAGUAUCAACGUUCUGUGAACAAGUUCCAUUUAUUUUAUGACAACCCACUGGUUGCUUUAAAUUGUCAUUCAUUUCUGUUUAAAUCGUAUAAAGUAUUAUUCCUCGGUGCCAACGGGCUAGAAUCAUUUUCCGCAAAGAAAAUAGUUGUUUGGGCCUAGAAAAUGAUGCCCAUGAGAAAGAUUUAACCCUGGCUUUCAUGGUUUGCCCUUCGCGUAUGGCUUUCCCGUGAUUCCUUUCACACUGUGAACGCAGAGCCAGAAUACCGGACCUGCAAGCCCCACGCGAGGGCUGGGCUUUUAGCGCAUUGCGAGAACUACCGACGGGGAACGCAAGCGACCGGAGUGAAGGUUGCCGGCGGGCCGCAAAUUCUGUGCACGUGCGGCGGCCAAUCCUAACCCGUGGCCCUUAGGGCGCGGGGCGUGCGCGAUUUAGCCCGGCUGGCCUUAAGGGUUUCGGGCGGCCACUGCAGAGCCUUGGGUCGCCACUUCGCACGUGCGGAAUGUUGCUUCUGGCGUCUGGCGGCCUGCUGACGGCUGGACCGGGACUGGGAGGAAAGAGGGCGGUGUUGUGGGCGGCCACCGCGCUCAGGGGCCCCAGCGCAGCUGUCUCUCGGGCAGCCUCCGACACUCCCACGGGCCUGAACGGCGGUAGGAGCGCAGUGCCGGGAACCGUGCCACUUUUCCGGCGUCCCGUGCCUUCGCAGAUACCUCUUCGUUGGGAAAGAUGUGUUCGAGGCUUACGUACAGAAGUUGAAAAAUCAGAAGAUGGAAGGCUGAUUUAUACUGGGAAUCUGGCCCGAACAGUAUUUGGUGUGAAAUGUUUCUCUUAUUCUACAAGUGUGAUCAGCCUUGCCUUUCUACCAUACAUUUUUGCACAAAAUAAUAUUGUAUUUGGAAGUCUGCCUUUGCAAAUCUUAUUUUAUGGCAUCAUAGGAAGCUUUACAGUGAUCACUCCAGUACUGCUUCACUUUGUUACAAAAGGCUAUGUCAUUCGGUUGUACCAUGAGGCCACAACAGACACUUAUAAAGCCAUUACUUACAAUGUUGUGCUUUCAGAAACAAGUACAGUGUUUCAUCAGAGUGACGUGAAGAUUCCUAAUAGUGCACAUGUAUUUACCACAUUUUAUGCUAAAACAAAAUCACUGUUAGUUAAUCCAAGUCUCUUUCCAAAUCCCAAAGACUAUGACCAUCUUAUGGGUUAUGACAAACCAUUCACUUUUGAUAUGGAAGAAAUCAGUGAAAAGAAACAGCUUAAAGAUGAGAAAUGAGUCUACUGUUUUUAUAUUUGUGCUUUAAAUGUGAUUUAGUUUUCCACGUGUAAUAAAAUUGUCUUUUCUGUUUUCUGUUA